Molecule: messenger RNA, 1301 nt
Organism: Drosophila yakuba
Lineage: Eukaryota; Metazoa; Arthropoda; Insecta; Diptera; Drosophilidae
Exons: 3
Coding region: 172-618 (148 amino acids)
Cellular component (GO): membrane
Source: RefSeq, a predicted model, not a curated record
UUCAGUGGCAUUCUGCGCGUGCUGGCGAGCGCAAUAUGAAUUAGUCAGCGGCGCUGCGCUAUAAUCGCUAUAUUCGCUAUAUUGGCUGUAUUUUCGGUAUAUUUGCUCGAUUCAGUGGCAUCCAUCCGGCUGAAGAAUCUGGAGUAACUGCUUGUAUCCAUAACUGCCACGAUGUCGCUCACGGGAACCCAGGACUACGAUCGCAAGUACCUGCUCAGCAUGCCGGGCCUGUGCAAGCUGGCCUGUUUGCUGUGCAGCUUUGUUGGAAUGCUGUGCAUCAUCUGCGGACCGGUGCGCGUGAGCAAUUUCCGCGGCAGCUUCUACCUGGCGGUGGUCACCAUCGGAUUCGUGGCCACCGGCUGCCUGCUCCUGGCCAGAUACCUGCGGCUGUGGCAGCGCCAGUUCUGCCGCUGCGAUCCCACACUCUGGUCCCUGGCGGUGCACUCCUCACUGGCCCUGGCCUACUUCGCGGCCUCCGGACUCGUCCUCUCCCUGGACAUUGGCGCCUACACGGCGGCGGCGUUCUUCGGCCUGACAGCAUUUUGCAUCAACGGACUGGAGGCCUAUGGAAACUAUAGACGCAGUCGCCAGCGGGAGGUGGCCACCCAGACGAUAUAGACUUGGCUUCAGCUUUUGAUGGCUCUUUCUACGUUAGGCUUACUAAGUGUGUGUGUGUGUAUGUGUAUUUGUGAGAGAGCGAGUAUCUGUGUGCGAACGCGUAUCUGUGAGCGCGUGUGCGUAUGUGUGUGUGAGUUUGAGAGAGCGAGUAUCGCUUGCGUUUGCUUGGAGCAUUUAAGUCUGAAGUUUGGAAUUGUGGCAAGCUUUUGUCGCGGGAACAGCACAGUUACCGUAUGUGUUAUCUAAUAGUCGCUAGAUAUAGGUCAAGAAGUGAAGAAGAUAAAGCCAGUCGAUCGGAGCAAUAACCUAGAUAUAAUAGCGAGCAGAAGGCGAGAGAAGCCACUAACAAUAACAAGAGAGCAAAUUCCAAAGAGAUAAGUUGUAUUGUGCCUUCUGGCUCUGCUUCUUCCCUUCCUCUGAUAACUGGUUAACAAAGUGUGAAUAUAUGUGAAUAUACAUAUGUAUAUACAACUGCAUACAUAGUUGUUUAUAUAUAGAUAUAUUUGUACAAAUUUUUUUUUACCUCUAUUAAGUGCAUAAUAUAUGCGUGUCACAAGUGAAGUAGUUAGUUUAAUAUCGAUCCGCAGCACAAUGCCUUUUCAUGACCACUGAAUUGUUGUAUUAAUAGACAUCUAAAUGUUUUGCAUUGGAAGAAUAAAAAAUAUCUAAAUGUAAUGUGUAAA